Messenger RNA from Strigops habroptila (Kakapo), 14638 nucleotides. RefSeq names its product patched domain containing 1 (gene PTCHD1). Bases 22 to 2766 code for a protein of 914 amino acids. Gene Ontology annotation, biological process: chemical synaptic transmission; cognition. The transcript has 3 exons. Gene Ontology annotation, cellular component: plasma membrane; synapse. Lineage: Eukaryota; Metazoa; Chordata; Aves; Psittaciformes; Psittacidae. The record is from RefSeq and is a predicted model, not a curated record.
GGCGCCCGGCGGGGCUGCCCCAUGGUCUUGCGGGGGCCGUGGGGGAGCUGCGGGGGCCCCAGCGCGGCGCUCGCCCUCCUGCGCGCCCUCCGCACUAGGAUGUUGCGGCAGGUCUUGCACAGGGGGCUGGGGACGUCCUUCUCCCGGCUCGGCCACUUCGUCGCCAGCCACCCGGUGUUCUUCGCCUCGGCGCCCGUGCUCAUCUCCAUCCUGCUGGGCGCCAGCUUCAGCCGCUACCAGGUGGAGGAGAGCGUGGAGCACCUCCUGGCCCCCACGCACAGCCUGGCCAAGAUCGAGAGGAACCUGGUGGACAGCCUUUUCCCGGUGAACCGCUCCAAGCACCGGCUGUACUCCGACCUGCAGACACCGGGGAGGUACGGCAGGGUGAUCAUCACCUCCUUCCGCAAGGCCAACAUGCUGGACCAGCACCACACCGAUCUCAUCCUCAAGUUGCACUCUGCUGUGACCAGGAUCCAAGUUCAAAGACCUGGUUUCAAUUACACGUUUGCCCAUAUAUGUAUCCUGAACAAUGACAAGACAUGCAUAGUGGACGACAUAGUGCAUGUCCUGGAGGAAUUAAAGGCUGCUCGUUCUUCUAAUCGAACUAAUUUUGCAAUCACUUAUCCGAUUACUCACUUAAAGGAUGGCAGGGAAGUGUAUAACGGGCAUCAGCUUGGUGGGGUUACUGUGCACAGCAAAGACCGGGUGAAGUCUGCAGAAGCCAUUCAGCUCACCUACUACUUGCAGGCAAUCAACUCCUUGAAUGACAUGGUGGCAGAGAAGUGGGAAUCCAUUUUUUGUGACACUGUUGAACUUUUCCAGAAAUCCAACAGGAAAAUCAAAAUGUAUCCUUUCACUUCUUCUUCGCUGAAGGAGGAUUUCCAGAAGACAAGCAGGGUGUCAGAACGCUACCUGAUCACAAGCUUGGUCCUUGUGGUCACCUUGGCCAUUCUCUGCUGCUCCAUGCAGGAUUGUGUCCGCAGCAAACCCUGGCUUGGCCUGCUGGGAUUGCUGACCGUGACGCUUGCUACCCUGACUGCAGCUGGGAUCAUCAAUCUCACUGGUGGGAAAUACAAUUCCACCUUCCUGGGAAUCCCCUUCGUCAUGUUAGGUCAUGGGUUAUAUGGGACUUUUGAAAUGUUAUCCUCCUGGAGAAAAACUAGAGAAGACCAACACGUUAAAGAGAGGACUGCAGCUGUAUUUGCAGACUCCAUGCUCUCGUUUUCUCUCACCACUGCCAUGUACCUGGUCACUUUUGGAAUAGGUGCCAGCCCCUUCACUAACAUUGAAGCAGCCAGGAUUUUCUGCUGCAAUUCCUGUAUUGCAAUUUUCUUCAACUACCUCUAUGUACUCUCCUUUUAUGGUUCCAGCCUGGUGUUUACUGGCUAUAUAGAAAACAACUACCAGCAUAGUAUCUUCUGCAGAAAGGUGCCAAAGCCAGAGGUAUUGCAAGAGAAGCCUGCAUGGUAUAGGUUUCUUCUGACAGCCAAAUUCAGCGAGGACACAGAUGAUUCAGAGGAAACGAACACUUAUGAGAGUCAUCUUUUGGUGUGGUUCCUGAAACGCUAUUAUUGUGACUGGAUAACAAACACUUACGUCAAGCCUUUUGUAGUUCUCUUUUACCUUGUUUAUAUUUCCUUUGCCUUAAUGGGCUACCUGCAGGUCAGUGAAGGGUCAGACCUGAGCAACAUCGUAGCGACCGCGACACGGACCAUUGAGUAUACAACUGCCCAGCAGAAGUAUUUCAGUAACUACAGCCCAGUGAUUGGGUUCUACAUCUAUGAGUCGAUUGAGUACUGGAAUACCAGUGUCCAGGAGGAUGUGCUGGAGUAUACCAAGGGCUUUGUGAGGAUAUCUUGGUUUGAAAGCUACUUAAAUUACCUUAGGAAACUCAACAUAUCUACUGGAUUGCCCAAGAAGAAUUUCACUGAUAUGUUGAGGAACUCCUUCCUGAAGACCCCUCAGUUUGCCCAUUUUUCAGAGGAUAUCAUCUUUUCCAAGAAAUACAACAACGAAGUUGAUGUCGUGGCCUCCAGGAUGUUCUUGGUGGCCAAGACAAUGGAAACCAAGAGGGAAGAACUUUAUGACCUCUUGGAGACCCUGAGGAAGCUCUCUCUCACCUCCAAGGUGAAAUUCAUUGUUUUCAAUCCAUCAUUUGUGUACAUGGAUCGUUAUGCUUCUUCAGUGGGAGCACCUUUACAAAACUCCUGCAUUAGUGCUUUAUUUCUGCUCUUCUUCUCUGCAUUCCUCGUGGCAGACUCUCUGAUCAAUGUCUGGCUCACUCUAACUGUUGCCUCGGUUGAAUUUGGAGUUAUAGGUUUUAUGACCUUGUGGAAAGUGGAACUAGAUUGUAUUUCUGUGUUGUGCUUAAUUUAUGGAAUUAAUUAUACAAUUGACAACUGUGCUCCACUGUUAUCGACCUUUGUCUUGGGCAAAGAGUUCACAAGAACUAAAUGGGUGAAAAAUGCCCUGGAAGUGCAUGGGGUAGCUAUUUUGCAGAGCUACCUCUGCUAUAUUGUUGGUCUGAUUCCUCUUGCAGCUGUGCCUUCAAAUCUGACCCGUACACUGUUCAGGUGCUUGUUUUUAAUAGCAUUAGUCACCUUCUUUCACUGCUUUGCCAUUUUACCUGUGAUACUGACUUUCCUGCCACCAUCCAAGAAGAAGAGGAAAGAGAAGAAGAAUCCCGAAAACCGUGAGGAAAUAGAGUGUGUUGAAAUGGUGGAUAUGGAUAGCACCCGAGUGGUUGACCAAAUUACAACAGUCUAACUUGUUUGUUUGUUGCUUUUUUUACACUAGGUCUUACUGAGAGAAAAAAAAAAGAAAAAAAGAAACCAGUACUGACUAAAUAUCUGAGGAGAGGAAGGGGUUUGGAUGUUUUCCCUCCCCCCCCUCUAAGCUAAAUGCAGGAAGAUUCAAAAUGAUGGGAGAAAUGAAAAAAUUUUUUUUUAAAGAGCUGGGGGGGAUUGUACCUUGCUCAGCUCCUAUAACAGGUAUUACGAGAGAAUUUGCACACGCAUGCAAAGGGGGGUUGAAUUUCAGAUGCAUGGAGUAAGAUCUAAUGAGAGAAGUUGGGUUCUUAAGCAGCCGUCUGCGUGGUCUGUACUGCAGAUGCUGCAAUUAUUGUGGCUAAACCAAAUCAGACUGAAAGGUCAACUGUCAAGGCUGAAGUAGCACUAAAUGUUCGCUGGAUGUAAAGGCUUUACAAACUUUCUGCACAGCAAUAACUCAAGUCAGUGAGUCAGCUCUUAUAGGUCUUAGCCAUCACAUUUAAUUUUUCUUUUCUCCCCUAAUUUAAACAUUUAUGCAAGACUGUGUAAAAGAUAGCAAACUGUACUGGGAAAGAAGGCAGUACACAGCAACCAAAUGUGUUCCAAACACUUUCAUGUUAUAAAUCACUUCUUUUUUCCUAAAAAUAUCAUUAUUUUAAAAUGUAAAUCAUCCCUUGUAACAUUUUUAAUCAUGGUUUUAUAGCUGUUUCUUUUUCUUAUAAAAACAAAAAAGAACAAAAAAAAAAAAGAAAAAAAAUCCCAGUGACUCUGUCACUCUAGAAAAUAUAUAAUUUUAUUUUAUACAUGUCUCGCUUCUAGUUAAACAUGUAAUCUGCUUUACCAACUGUAAUUUUGUUAGCACUCUACUAACACAUGAGUGGAUCUAGCAGCAGACAGAAGAUGGUGUACUGAAUAUUUCAGCACCGAAAUCCAUGACACAAACCUCAAAUACUAAAAUGUCAUCAAGAAAGUGAAUGUUAGGGCUCUUCUAGUGAGAGCCUAUUUCAGGCCAUUCACUGGUAAUGCACACUAAGAGGAUUAGUGGGUAGUUUUACAUAACGUAUAACUUAAUCCCUCAAUCUUCCCAGAGUACCUGUAAAGCAACAGGCCUUGCAGCUAUGGGCUCUUCCAAGAGACAGUCGACCAUCAGAGUUGUAUGGAAAACACCCAAGGUUGGGACUGCGGUUUAGCAACCACAAGUUUAACAACGUCCCCAAAGGGGCCUAUUGAAAACAUCACAUCUGAGAGAAGGAAAAAAACCAAACCAAAACAAACAAACCAAAACUUAAAAAUAUUGCAUUACUGAGUCUUUUUGGAGCUGUGAGUUCUAAAUCAAUAAUUCUGUCAGCAUCUGUGAUGUGGAGUAAUACAGAUAAAGCAGCAUCUCGUUCCUCCUCCACCCCCUCCACCCUUAAAAGCAACAGGCUCAUUACUGUGAGGUUUUAUCAUGAGGUUGAACCCCAGUGGGGUUAUAUAAGCCAAUUCUGUAGGUUUUGCUGAGAGUAUUCUGACUAUACAUUGCUUGUGAAAACCCAGUUGCAGAAAGCUGGCUGGUGUGUCGGGUGGUCUCAUGAAUAUAUGAUGUACGGACCAUUGCUUUUUGGUUCAAGAUGAAUGUAUUGCAACCUGACUCCUUUUCACAGCUCACCCAGAAAGUAAGAGCACUUGAAAAGUUCUCAGCAGUUGGCAAAGUGUUUGCCUCAAUGACAGCAUCUGGAGCAUGAAGGGAUAUUGCAGGAGCCAUGGGGCUUGGACCUCUGGGAGCGCUGUGGCUCAGGAGGCUGCCUGUUCUCCAUGCAGUGAUUAGUACGUACCACAGGGUCACAAACCCAGGGUAUGCUUCAUUGCAUGAAACUUCUCUUUAGCAUCCAAUCCCAGUCAUCCCCCAAAAUGCCCUGUGCAAAACCCGCAAAUGCCACCUAGUGAAUAUUCAUUUUCAAGCAAAGAGAUACUUCUGAAGCUUCCUUCCUAGCAGAAAAUAAGAUAACCAGAUAUUUUGUCCUGAAGCAAAAUGUUACACACUGAUUAGCAAAACAAGUCAGUGGUGCAGUUGGCAACGUUUAUUUUCCCCUGGAUAAGUCCCUUCUCUGACCAGAAGGAAAGGAAGCUGUGUCCAGAAACGCACAGGCUCUUUGCUUGAACAAACAACAUUUGCUGCUGGGAAGCUGUAACAACUUCAGCCUUGGCAGAAAUCAGACGGACACCUUGAAGACAGCCAAAUGAAUGUGGGGCUACGGGAAAGAUCUGUUUCCCCUGUUUUCCUUAGACUCAGGCCUGAGGCUAUGUUUUUCAGCCAAAAAUUAUUCCUUAAGUAAUACUUCACUGUAGAUUUUAUGUGAUGGUUAUUAUGUCAUUUGAAUAACAGUCACCUUAUCUCCUGGCUGUCAACAGGCAGCUGUAGUGGCUUUUAAACUUCUGAGGGCAUUAGCAAAUUAGUUGAGAGUUACAGAGGAAAUAAUACAAACUGCUUUUGGCAGCAGCAAUCUACUGGCUUGUGGGACACCUGAAAAUGGAAGAUGUGUGAAAGAGGUUGUUUGUACACUGCAGAGAGGAAUACAUGGCUAACACUGAUUUUACACCUCUUCUAUCCCUGAUGCUGUCACUUGCAAACACCAGACGCAAGAUGGCUACCAUAAACCUCUUCACAUCUAAUUGAAAUGCAUAGAUAGGAGCAUCUUUAAAGAGAUGUCCAAAGACAAGCUUGUAGUUUCACAGAUCUCAUUAAAUCUCAGCAUGUGAGGCCUUCAGAGAUCUUCGAGAAAGGUGAUAAAACCAGCGAUAAAGUUACUCCUCUAUCACCAAACCUGUCACAAAAAAGAAUGUAGAGGUGCUCCAAUGGCAAAGUGCUACAGGGCAUGCCUGGGAGUCCACAGAAGACAGGGUGAGCAGUCAUGCAGCCCAUUCCCUUGCCCCAAGGCAGAGCACAUGACAUUUAAAUCUUUUCCGAAGAAUGUUUGCCCGCCCCAUUCCAAAAAUCUUUUUAAAGGCAGAUUCUUCCCACCAGUGCCAUGUUACCUCAUGAGUAACUAGUAACUCCUACUGUUUGCCUUGUACUGGGAGGGGGAAGAGGAGCUGUGCCCAGGGAAGGACAGGACAGGCAGGAGGCAGUCUCUGAAGCUUCCCCAAAGAAAAGCCAAAAACAACCACCGUACAUUUUUCACUGUGUUUCACCUCAAUCUGCCAGCCUACUCUCCACCUUCAGGCUUAGUGAGGUAAAGCCAUGAAAAUGUCCAAGGCAUACUCAGCCCAGGUCUGUGAGAUUUCUGCCUGAAUCCUGAGGCGUCUGAGCGAUGCACCAAAUACUCCUUCUCUACAGGAGAGGCUUGAAUACCUCAACAGAAACCAGAAACAGCAUGUUCUCAGUUUCAGACUAUGCUAAUCCACUUUGGCCUUCCUCCUCUUUGACUUUUUCCUCUGGAGCUAUUAUCUUCACCAAAGUCAACUGGUCCUCACUGCGCCAAUUGAUUAAUAGAUGCAGAUGCUGUGCUCUGUCUCAGUCCAAAGCUCCCCCAAUGGCUAACUGUGCAUCAGAUUUUACCCUUACUGAUGAAUCUCCAUUUUGGAAGACUACCUAGGCUUAAACAGUUUUUUGUCAUAAUCUUAAGUGGCUUUUUAACCCAGGUAUCACUGUGGUUUUAUUUGCAAUACAGAUGACCCAAUUUUUGUAUAAAUUCAGAGAGUAGAACAGAGUAUGAUACACUGUCAGGCACUAAUUAAAAUCUAACAGCAAAAAUUUAAGCUAAGGCUAACAAGACUAUAUAGGACUGUGGCUCACUGGGCACAUGUAUCUUCUACAAACAUUACAAUUUCCAUACAGUAAGGUAUAGUGUACAGUAUAUUUUUACUACAGGGUAAGCGUGGGGAAAAAGAACCAGCCUGAGUGCAUAUGACCAUCUAGAUCAGUCCAGUUUUCUUGUAACAUAAUUCCUAAUGUUGUCUUAGCACAAGUUCAUUUUCGAUUUACAAGUAUUCUAAUGAGAGGAAAAAAAUGAAGAGCGAAAAGUUGGUAUAACUGGAAUAACUAUGCUAUAAAAAUUAAUCGAUGAAACCAGAAUUUUCUGCCCAAAGCUUUAUGUGAAAAUGUUCUAGUUAGAUUAAAAUUAGAGCUGUGAAGGUUGAGAAAAAGCUAUCUGGCAAAGAAAAAGAACUUCUUUUCCAAAGACAAGCAAACACAUUUAUCAUGGUCAACUGCAUGAACCUGGAGGGAAAACAGUACCAAAGUGGCCUGAGGUUACAUUGAGCCACGUGAGGAUUCGCAUCUGCUCUCAGAAGCUUUCUGAGCCAGCGCUGAAUUCAGGUAAAAUGUGUACUAUAAAUUGAAAGGUGUACUUUUAAAUGCUCUUCUCUAGGCUGACUGUCCUCCUGUGAGCUUCCAAAUCCCACCUCAGCCAACACCUUGUUUAUUUUUAUUAUUCCAAGAGAAAAACAAAACAGAGUGGCGGCACAACUGGGCAGAGUUCGGGAGAGUCAGAAGGAAGACCAUGACUUCUCUUGAAAACAGUGAGAAAGACAGAAACAGCUCUUUAGCAAGUGGGCUUUGUGGAAGAAGAACCAGUUGCUUCAAAACUUAGCAAACCAGUGUUUUGCCUAAUUGUUAACUUUGGAAGCAGAUAGCAUGUUCAAGGAGAUGCAGGGAAGUGAAGCAGAGUUAGCCUGGGGUUCGCUGUGGACCCCCAGUUACUGUAGCUACUCUCAUGUGGCUGGGAGCACAGAGAGGCAGGGGCAGCUCUGCUGUGUGGCAUGGGAGAUGCCAGACCAGCCACUGCAGCAGGGUCAUUUCCCAUGUCCCUGUCCCACAGUCCAGCCUGGCAGCUCUCAGGGCGUGUGCAGCCCACAGCAUGUAGGAGCUCCCAUGCACACACAGCUAGCUCUUUGUGUGCCUCACAUUAUGACAGUGCUGCUGGGGUUUGCUGAACAGAGCUUGCGUGGCAAGGCCUGAACCCCAUGAGUAGCCACUUUUUGGAAGACCUUGGUCAGAAAGGAUUACCCACAGCUUUUUUUCCCCCGGCAUUUAUGGGUGUUAAAACCCCAGUCCAUACAAACCAAGUUGUACAAUUAGCUAUGUAGGGGCAAAGUAUUUCUUCCAUGGCUUUAUCCCUACAUUUAUCACUAAAACUACUUGUCAUUUAUUUUCUUAUAAAUAUUUCAAAAUAAGUAAGCCUUCCUGGGAUACACACAAGUGCGAUGAGAAGGGGGCAUGGGGGUGAGAGAGCCCCUUCCCCUCCCCAAAGGUGGGCAGCAUCUUCCACCCAUAGGCUAGGCACCACACCAUCGCAGCAGGGCACCCCCAGGGACUCCAGCCCGGUGCAGGGGUAGGGAAACCUUAUCUCCCUUCACCCCCUCCCCAGUUUCAUUAGAGAACAGGAAGGAGCUCUAGCUCCAAACUGUGGGGUGUUUUUGAGAAAGACAUGGCAAAGGCAUCCCGGGGGCAGAAUUCACAUAUGUAUUCCUGCCCAUGGUGCAUAGGUUGGAGCAGGGCAGCAUGCCCCAACAUGCCACCGCUCACCCUGUCGUGGUCCUGGCACAGCUUCCUGCCUGGAGAGAGGGCACCUCAGCAUCACCUGUGGCUGCCUGGGGCAGCUGCUUCUCAGGCAAGAGAUGGUCUGAUGUCAUUGGCGUUCUGCAAGUCAUCAUCUUUUUUAAUUUGGGAAAAGGAAAAAUAUCAGCAUAAAUAAUUCUAGAUUAUUUAAACUCCAAGAAGUCUUAAACUGUGCGUCAAAUAAAUGGCUUGCAAGAUGUCAGGGGUUUUCGUUUGGGUUUUUUUUAACCUAUUUUUACUAUUUUUGUAUUAAUUUAGGGAAAAAAAUUGUAUAAUGAAUCUCAAUGUAUAGCAUAAGCCUAAAAUAAAACGGCUGUCUCUCUCUUUGCUUCCUGUGCUCCCAAACUGCUAUACAAAUCCCAUGCCAUCACCAACCUAACAAACUGAUUUGCCUGGCCUAAUCCAAAUAAUCUGUCUGUGUGUCCUCUCCAACAUCAGAGAUGUCCUUCUCCAGUAGUCCCUCUUGUCCCAGGCUGCACAAUGCUCAGCAGCAAGCGCAGGGAAAAUGCAUUCACUUCAUAUCUAUUCAUUUCCAUGUCAGUGGGAUCCAUACCCUUUUUGCAGGGAGUUCCUAGCUAAUCCAGCAGCAGAACCUCAACCUGAGCAGGCAAACCAAGAUAUAAGGUAAAAUCUCAAACUGAUUUGAUCAAAAAUUUAGGGUUAUCAUCUGCUCAGACAAGAACUAGACCUACUGAGAUAUGGUAGGUAGACCUGAAGUAUUACUAUUGAACAGAAUACUUACUGUUAAAAGUUUCUUACCAACACCUUAGCAUCCCCAGACUUAGGAAGCCACAUCAUCACUGGGAGACCCACGCUCCUAGACCCACACUCCUUACUCCCACAGCGACUGCCACAGGAUCUUCCCAUGACUGUGGUCUAUCAUACUCUUCCCGCACUCAGGUAGACCACCCAUUUACAACUUUUCCCAAUAUUUUGGGGAAGGAGAGCAGCAACCCUGAACCAACUGGUUCAAUGAAAAAACAAACCACCAUGCCUAGGAACAAAGAUGAUAUUUACAUCUGCUUUUUUACACCUGGUUGCAACAAUUAAAUAAGAAUCCGUUUACUAUAAAAAGCAGGUGAGCCAGACCAAAACCCAGUCACUGCAAACACUAGCAGGCCUGAGAGCUAAUGGGGUUUUGCCUGCCAAGGGCUUAAGGCCACUUCAGUUUAAUGGGAAUUUUGGGUCUGCAAUUUAAAGGUGACUCCUGCCACCUGUUACAGCUCCUGGCCUUGUCCCUUCCAGUCAUUCUUUUUUGUGUUGCCUUAAAUUCAGGAUCCACAAGCACUGUUGGCAAAAAUUCUGUCUGAAACAGAAAAUCAAAUUACAUCCAUUUUCUAAUUGCUAAUCUAAUGUAAAAGAGGCUACAUCUAAGCACUGCACAGGAACUCAAAGGGCAAAACUCCCAUACAAGACUGGUGUGCCUCAUUUGUCUGUGUUAGCAAGAGCUCCUUCACGCAAUUCUCCGUAGAUCUAAUUUACAAAAAUCAGGCUUUUCAAAUGUUUAAUCAGUAUGUUUUCUUCUGAAAAAUCAUCAUUAUGUGUAUCUUCAAAAUAGAGGCAUGUUAAGUCUGAUUUUUAGGUUACAGAGGAAUACAGUUGAGCCCAACAAACAUUCACAAGUGACAAGGCUGAAUUCCAUGUGCAGUUCUCACACUGCUGCACACAAAUCAGAAUAUUGUCAUUCCAAAACACCACAUUUCCUUAUUUGUACCACUAAUUUGCACACAGAAACUAGGCAGGAUUACAGACUCAAAAGAGUGAUGUGUGCUCGUGUUUACAUUCAACCUGUAAUUAUCACUUAAACAUGUAAAGAUUAAUGGCAAUAUAGAACUUACUGAGGAGAACAGGAUUUGUUUUGCCGACUUGAGCUUGCCGGCAGAGAAUAACUGAAAUAUAUGCCAAGCACCUAGCUAGAAAGAGCUGGGAAAUAAGACAUCUAACGGUCCAUCAGCAGAACAAAAGUUCACUUAAAAAUUUAUACAUAUGGGAAACGUAAGAAUCAUGUUAAAGACAUUCGUAGCUGGGUAAUCCAGACUAUAUACAAUGGAGUACUUUAUAAAUAAAUGCAGAAUAUUCUACUCUGAUUCUCUUUGCCCACACUCAGUCCCCUUAAAUAUGCUCUAUUCUGUGAGCAGGCAUACUUUCGAGUAAGACUGACACUUAUCUUCCUAGAAAUUGCCAAAUUGCGCAGGUGAAGUUUGCUGGAAACAAAAUUUUAAAUGUAUACAAACAAAUUGAUGCCAGAAAACACAAUUUGCAGAAAAUAUGCCUUCACAUACUGAUUAUAUUUCAUAAUAAGCAAUCUGUUCACUGAUGCUACAAGUAAAAAUGAUUUCAUAUUUGUCAGCUAUAUUCAGAAAAAUGAGAUGCCCCACUAAUGUAUAUAUAGUGCAUACACCCCCACACCAAUUAUGUAUUUUUUAUACGCCCAACUCAAGUUGGCUCCAUAUAAAGAGGAGGAAAAGCCAACCCAGCAACAUAGUUGAAAGCUGGUAGGAAGAAUAGUUUAGCUGUCCUGAAAUUAGUAAUGAUUCAGCAGGGGAGGAGCAACAGAGAAGUUGAUGAGGAGUUUAGGAAUAAAGAAGCUAGCUGCAGAAAUGCAGAGCUGUUAGAAAGGGAAAUACUCAGAUUUUAUUGUGUCAGGCAGAUGGGAGAGUAAUGAUAUAAAAACUUCAGAGUUGCAAAGCCAAGGAAGGGCUAAGGUAGAAUGAGGGGUGAGCAAAAUUAUAUGUGCGUAUGUAAGAUUUGCAGUUGUACUGUGUAUUAAGGCUGUCUAAUAAAAGACAGAGUCUGUCCAAGUAUGGAAAAUAAAAAUUCACAGCUGCCUAAUUAUAUGAAUUCAGAUAUAGAUUCAGUACCUCAUUGCUUUGGAAUAAAAGGUGGAUAUCAUUCAUAAUCUAAUCUGGAGCCCAGAACUGGAGACUUUAGCGUGAUAUAUAUAUAAUAUCAUACAGAAAAAGAGAUCAGUCAAAUAGAUUCUGGCUCAUAACUUACUGAAAAAAAAACAAAUGGACCCUCACUUUUAUGGCAACUCUUUCUUAGAGAAAAGCAGAUGACUUUUAAUGUUUCUGAAAUAGCCAUAUGUUCUGAUAAAAUGCUCAUAUGUUGGAGGGAUUUUUUUUCCUUUCUUUUGAAGAUGAGAUCAGUUUUCUUUCUGGACAAAGUGAGCCCUCAGGCACGUUACCUAUGGUGGGAAGUGGGAAAUACUGGCUCUCUUAAGGUGAUUCCUGAGUGGAGAACAUCUGCAAUUAAAUUCGUCUCUUUUCUUUCCUCUCAGUGUGCUAUUGCAAACUGUUCCAGACUUGCCUAUUGACAGUUUUACCAAUGAGUGUACCGUAUCCCUUGCUGCAAGAGAGGUGGGAUUCUGCUGAGCAUCUCCUGGUGUUGGCUCCAGGGGCAGUAGCUGUGUUAUAAUUUCACAAUUAUUCCUGCUCCCUAGCCCCUCUGAUGGGAGCCAUUUCUGGCAAUAGUUUGGAUCUUACUGAAAGGGUGGCUGCAGCAGUUAUCACAGGAAAGACAGCAACAUUUUGCUGCUCUGACAUGCCUCUGGCAUAUACAGGUGACAUAACAUAUAUUAUUACAUCUAGAAAGGAGAAGCAUUCAAAGCUCAGUGUCAGGACAUCAUAUUAUAUUUAAUAUCACCAUCUCUGCGGAUGUUUGUUAUACAGCAGAUUUAUAAUGCCAAACUUGCAAAAAUAGGGAGAGUAAAGAGAGUGAGAGAGAGAAUACCAUUUAAACUACACUUUCAGCACUCUCCAAACCUCUCCAUCAAAGAAAGAGUUAUUGCCUCGCAGUCAGUGGUGACACCAAGCCUGAAGAAUCUAAUUUACAGGAAAAAGGUUAAAAGAACUGGCUUAGAAAGGGGAAAUCUGGAGCAGAGAUAUGUGACUUCAGAAUUAUGGAAAGGAUUGCUAAGAUCGGUGAGUUCCUUUUUUUUGCCCAGUGUGUGCUUCAAAAGCCAAGAUCUCAGAAUCCAAAAUGUUUGAAGUGAAAAGCAAAUAAUAAAUUUAUGGAGAACAUUUCACAGGUAAAAAUGAGAAAUACAUAUUCGAAACUGGAAAGUCAAGGGAGACAAAAAGUUGACUCAGAUGAGAAAUGCCUAAAUUUAUUGUAGAUAGCUCCAUAAAAACCUGAUUUAUAGGUUACAGAAAAUUUCCCAUAUGUACUCACAGCCCUGGAGAGCUCUUCAGGUGGUCUGUUCCAGCAACAGGCUGAAAAUAAGGUAAGAGUUUUAAAUUAUUGACAACUGCAAGAAACAGAUAUAAACUGAGGAGCCUGGGUAAGGGAGAAAUGGGGGGAAAAAAAAAAAAGAUGAGAAAAAUACUUUAAUGAUGUACUUUUUGUGUACAUCAGCACCUCUCCACAGACUUCACAGGAGUUAUAGCUAGUAACAUUUGUUUAAAGCACUGCCCAUCACAUUCCAGACAACUGUUUUCCUCUUCCUCUUGAAGCCAAAGGCUGAGUUUUGUUUUGUCAGUCCAUGUUCUAAAGUCAGACAGUCCCUUUGACACUGCCCCAGUGACUGAGGACCUAGGACACAGAGGAGAGCACAGACCAGCAUGGGUAUAAUGGGAAACAACCCAUACCCGAGCUACUGCAGGGCAAAGCUUUUUUAGUCCUUCACCAAAGAGCUGUGCUAAAGAGGGCAUUCAUAUUUUUAAUGUUCUUUAAAAGCUUACAAGAAUAAUCAGCCUCUGCGGUGCUCUGUAGAUGUGCUAAGAUGUACAUGUGCUCUGGAUGCCAUCCAGGCAUAUUUAUGCUUGCGCUUUUCCAGUGCUUGGUAGCCUUCAGCCUUUGGCUUCAUGCCAUGCAGCUCUUCUGAGAUUCAUAUUGCUGGCUUUAUUGAGAUAACUGUUUGGUGAAAAAGACUUUGUUUAGAUCAAACAAAUCUUUUAAAAUAUUUUAUUCACACCAGAAGGUUUUCCACACCUGCCAUCUCUAUCCUCUGUUAGUACAUUUGGAAAUGAAGGUGGCCACAGCGGGAAGGAGAGAAUUGGAAAGCAAGUGAAAGUCCCAUUAUUUUUGCUAAGUGGCAGCUGAUUUUAUGAGGCUCAAUUAGCAGUGAUUUUGUGAGGCUCAUUUUCCACUACCAAAUUUUUGAAAGGUGCUCAAUAUUCCACUACUAAGCCAGGAGGAAUUAUGGGGUUUCAGUAUAAUCCAAACAGCUGGCUUCAAAACAUGCUGCCCAGUGGAAAUAAAAUGCUGGAAGGAACAGGAGAGGAGAAUAGGGUUGUUGGAUUUGAGAUUGUCAGCAGAAAAUACUGGGAUUUCUUUAAAAGUUCACAUUUUUACCUUUGUUCUGAUAGGAAAGUCUUACUGAGUCUGACAAAUUUGAAGCAUAUAAAAUCAUUUACAAGAACUUCAGUGCAGGAGGGGAGAGGCAGAAGGUGAGCUGAGAAAAUGUAUCUUUUCUGACUUUCUUCUUUAAUGUCUCAGCCUUGUCACGGAGCCAGGUAGCAGUAUGCCCAGUAUCAAAUCAGUGGAGUACCUGUGUUCGGAUACAAUCGUUUUAUAGAACAGUAAAGUAGUAAAUAGUUCCCUAGUAAGGCAGAUAACCACCAACCUUAUUUCAAAAUGCUGCCAAAGGGAAGGAAGGUAUUGAGGUAUUGAGCUCUAAAUCCAUCAGCCAGGGUCAAAAGAACUGCAGGUGAGCAGCACUUCACAGGAAGGCAAUAGUAAAUGCAAACAAUAGCAAAAAACGGAUUUGAAUGCAGAAUCAGCUAAACAUCAUCACAAAAUCUGCUGAUCAAGGGAAAAUAAAGCCAGGCAAAGAUCAUCAAAGUCCAGAACCUCUCUACAGUUUUUAACUUCUUGGUAUGGUUUAUGUGUAAUGUCGCCAGUGCCCUAGUGCUCACACAUCAUUCAAAACCAGAAUUGUUUCUUUAGACAUAGUUCCCAUUAAAAUACAUUAAGUCAGCCAAUGAGCAAAUAUAAACCAUACUUAGGUGGCCAAUCCUCAAUCUCAAGUAGUCAAGGAUCAUCCUUUAUGGCUAUCCCCAUUCCUAAAAUGCAUAUCAAAUACAUGUAUUUCACAGAAUAAUGGCAAAAAAUCUAUACAAAUUCUAAUCUACCUGAAAAAAACAAUUUGCUUUAAAUAGGCCAAACAAAAUACAAAAAUUGUUCCCAGCAAAUAUUUUUAUAAGCUCUAAAUGUGAAGCUAAAGUAGCUCUAUUCAAGCCUUCUGAAAAGAAUUAGAGGGAAUGAAUGUGAAAAAGCACAUGGAGUACAAUUUAAAGAAGCAAGCAAGCAAAUCAUGACCAGAGUAUAUCUAUAAAACCUUGGCAGUUGACCUUCGCUGUGUGAGGAUGGUAAGUGGUUUGGAGAAUCA